AUGGCCAUGAUUCAGAAUGCCGCACGCACCGCUGACAGCUCUGGGAUCCCGCCGGAACUGUUUGGUUCCCUGCAGGAGUUCUUCGCAUGCACGAUCAUUGGGUUUCCGAUAGCUACCACGAUAUAUGGCAUCACGGUACUGCAAACGUACUUGUACUUUCGCCGCUACCCAAAGGAUAGCGUGGCGCUGAAGUCAUUGGUCGGCGGUUUGUGGGCGCUGGACACGCUGACCAUCGUCUUAAUCUCACACGCCAUCUAUAACUUAUUCGUGUUGAAUCUGGGCCAUAUAGCAGACGACGUCGACCUACCAUGGAGUGUAGCUCUCGAGAUAGUUGUAACAAACAUCAUCACAGUAGCAGUGCAGUACUACUUCGCGGACCAGCUGCACAAACUAAGCCACGGAAACAAGCUCCUUCCUGCCGCCAUAAUCCUCCUAACAAUUCCAACAAUCGUUGUCGGCAUCUUCACCCUAGUCGAAACAUUCCGUGACAUUGCGGACGGUGUGCGACUUUUCCCCGAAACGAGCCCGCUCGUGUCGCUCCUCGGCGGGGUGCAGGCAGGGCUCGCGCUACUCUGCGACAUGCUCAUCACCGGCGGGCUCUGCUUCCACUUCCGCAGCGCGCGCGUCGUGGGCGGUCGGGCGCGCACGAACGCGCUCGUGGAUAAGCUCAUGGUGUACGCGAUCCACCGGUGCGCGCUGACGACUGUCAUCCAAGGAGCGUGCUUGGUCACGCUCGUCACGCUCCCGCGCAGACAUGUCUACAUCAUCUUUUCUAUGAUGAUCGGCAAGCUCUACGUGAACUCGCUUCUAGCAAGCCUGAAUGUGCGCGCGUCGCUAAACCGCGCCGCGCUCGCGGACACGACUGUCAGUGCGGCGACUACCACUACCACGCUCCGAUUCCGCGGCGACCCCUACACGGUCCCUAGCACGGACGGCGAAUACAGCGUGACAGCGGGCGGGGCUGGCAUUGUUAUAGGUUCUGAGCAGGGCUGGGAUAAUGCAGAGAGGUCGAGGCUAGCUGCACCGCGCAUGCUGGUGUCGCGCUCGUCCGCGAGCUCACUAGGUAGUGGUGAAGAGAUGCAGAUCAAGAUGCGCGAGCACGUCGAAAAUGCGGCCUGACCCGUCUGAUGAAC
Messenger RNA from Trametes versicolor FP-101664 SS1, 1133 nucleotides. RefSeq lists its product as uncharacterized. The record is from RefSeq and is a predicted model, not a curated record. NCBI's taxonomy places the organism in Eukaryota, Fungi, Basidiomycota, Agaricomycetes, Polyporales, Polyporaceae. The coding region runs from base 1 to 1119 and encodes 372 amino acids. The transcript is spliced from 19 exons.